CAUACAGUACGUGCGGGUUCAUCGUCUGCUACUAGCUAUAAUACUCCUGUUGGAAGUCCAGUGUCCUGGCUCUUGAUUUUUUCAGAACAAAUCUGAAUUGAGACGAGCGGCUGGAUGCAGAUGAUUGGUCUACAGGAAAGUGAAGAAUUACUGAAGAAUGAAGUACAAUCAUUUCAGCAAUCCUCUUCUUCAUCCUCAGUCCUCUUGUCCACAACUGAUCAUAUUUGUAGUUUGAUCUGGAACAGGAGUGACUUAAAACCCCUGGACAGCUCCUGACUGGACUCUGUUAUCUCUGCAUUCUUGACUUCCCCGUGAUUUCAGCUCCACAGCAUAUUUUUGGGAAAAACAUUACACACUUUCUGGGAUAUAGGAAAGUGUGUAAUAUAUCUGGGAUAUAGGCCUACACUACACUUGAGAUCUUCUCUGUGAGCAGACUAGGCCUAUACAUUUUUCCUUGUCUCGUGAUAUUGUGGGCGUUAUACCAUUGGUGAGACACUAUGGAGUGGAAUAUGGAGUACUGUAUGGAACAGGUUAUGCAGAAGGACCUGGGUAGGAGACUACAGGUGGGCCAGGACAUCAUAGACUCCAUCCUGGACAAGGACAAGUCCCAGGUCCUGGAGCAGGACCAGACCAUGCUGGACAGAAUGGUGGAUGGUGUCGCUACCAACUGGGUCAACUCCAGCAAUUUCAAGGUGGCUUUGUUGGGAAUGGACAUACUCUCAGCUUUAGUAACGAGACUACAGGAACGGUUUAGGACACAGAUUGGAACUGUUUUGCCGAGUUUGAUAGAUCGACUAGGCGACUCAAAAGACCAAGUCAGAGACCAGGACCAAGCUCUUCUACUAAAGAUCAUGGACCAAGCUGCUAACCCACAGUAUGUAUGGGACCGAAUGUUAGGAGGAUUCAAACACAAGAACAACAGGACCCGGGAGAGUGUCUGCAUUUGCCUUAUCGCCACGUUAAAUGUAUAUGGAGCUCAAGGCUUGACCCUCAGCAAAAUUGUCCCCCACAUAUGUAAUCUUUUAGGAGACCCUACAAGUCAGGUGCGAGACGGGGCCAUGAACUGUCUUGUUGAAAUCUACCGACACGUCGGGGAGCGGGUGCGGAUGGACCUGGGGAAAAAGGGACUGCCACAGUCACGGUUGAAUGUCAUUUUCAGUAAAUUUGAUGAAGUUCAAAGAUCGGGGAACAUGAUCCUGUCCCCUGUCUCAGAUAAGAACUUUGAAGAUGAUGAUUCGGUGGACGGGGGGCGGUCCUCCUCUUCUAAAGGCCCGUCGUCAGGGAAGAAGACAGUGAGCAUGGGGUCGUUCCGUAGGCCCAGCUCUGCUUCCAGCACCAAAUCAACAGGGAGAGAUGGUCCUAGUGCGGCUGCUGCAGGGGCUGUGGAUGAGGAGGACUUCAUCCGUGCCUUCGAGGAAGUGCCCGCUAUGCAACUUUUCUCUAACAGGGAAAUGGAGGACGCCAUGACCAAGAUCAGAGAGGUGCUGGCUGACGACAAACGAGACUGGGAGCACAGAGUCACUGCGUUGAAGAAGAUGCGUUCUCUGCUCCUGGCGGGGGCGGUGGAGUUUGACGGUUUCUCCCAGCAGCUGCGUCUCACGGAGGCAGCCUUCAAGAUGUCCUCUAAAGACCUGCGCUCUCAGGUGGUCAGAGAGGCCUGUAUCACUCUGGGCCACCUGUCCUACAUCCUGGGGAACAGGUUUGAUCAUUGUGCUGAGUCCAUCAUGCCCACUCUCCUAACCCUGGUCUCUAACUCGGCCAAGGUCAUGGCCACAUCCGGAAUCGCUGUCAUACGACUCAUCAUCAGACAUACACACUACCCUCGUCUCAUUCCCAUCGUGACCGGCAGCUGCCAGUCCAAAUCUGUGGCCGUGAGAAGGCGCAGUUUUGAGUUCUUGGACCUCUUGCUACAGGAGUGGCAGACCAGCUCUCUAGAGAGGAAUGUAGCUGUUCUGACAGAGACCAUCAAGAAAGGAGUCCAUGAUGCAGACUCCGAGGCCAGAUCAGUGGCCAGGAAGUGCUACUGGACGUUCCACGGCCACUUCAGCCGGGAGGCGGAGCAGCUGUUCCAGGCUCUAGAGUCGUCCUAUCAGAAGGCUCUCCAGUCCCACAUGAAGAGUUCUGACAGCAUCCUGUCCCUCCCUGCCUCAGACCGCUCCUCCUCCUCCUCACAGGAGAGCCUCAACCGCCCUCAGUCUGCCAAGAGCUCCAUGGGAAACACCGUGACCAGGACGAAAGCGGCUUCCUCCAGAGGUCCCUCCACCCCGGGCUCUCUACAGCGUUCCCGUAGCGACGUGGACGUGAACGCUGCCGCCACCGCUUGUGCCAAGACCAGGAUGACUCCCGUGCCCUCCUCGCCGGCCCCCUUCAGCGCUGCCUCCGCUCUGCCACCCGGCUCCUACGCCUCUCUUGGCCGUGUGCGUACCAGGAGAACGAGUUCGGGGAGCGGCGUGGGGGCGAGUCCCUCUGUCACAGACAGUAGGGGGAGAAGUCGAGCCAAAAUGGUGUCAGUGUCUCAACCUGGCAGUCGGUCUGGCUCCCCUGGUCGUCUCCUGAGCCACACAUACGGCAGGAUCCCCAGGGCAACUGGAGCGACAACGCCAGCAGACAGGAGGCCUAAAGUCCCCCGCAGUCAUGGCUGCAGCCGAGACACCAGUCCAGACAGAUCAGGCCUGGCGAGGAGUCGUAUCCCCCGGCCCAGCAUGAGUCAGGGCUGCAGCAGGGACACCUCUAGGGAGAGCAGCCGGGACACCAGCCCCGCUCGGGGAUUCUCUCCUCUGGAGCGUCUAGGUCUGGCCCACCAGGCCCGUAUCUCAGCCUCUGUCAACGCCAUGAGGAUCCUCAACACCGGGACCGAGGUGGAGGCAGCUGUAGCCGACGCCCUGUUACUAGGAGACGCCAGGAACAACAAGCGGCGGCCAGUCAGGCGGCGGUACGAGUCCCCGGGCAUCUACUCAGACGACGACGCUAACAGCGACGCCAGCAGCGCCUGCUCUGAGCGCUCGUAUGGCUCGCGGAACGGCGGCCCGCCCCACUACAUGAGACAGACGGAGGACGUGGCCGAGGUGCUGAACCACUGUGCCAGUUCCAACUGGUCUGAGAGGAAGGAGGGGCUGCUGGGACUACAGAACCUGCUCGUUAGCCAGAGAAUUCUCAGUCGUGUGGAGCUGAAGCGGUUGUGUGAGAUCUUCACUAGGAUGUUUGCUGACCCACACAGCAAGGUGUUCAGCAUGUUUCUGGAGACCCUGGUAGACUUCAUCACCCUGCACAGAGAGGACCUGCAGGACUGGCUGUUUGUCCUGCUCACCCAGCUGCUGAAGAAGAUGGGAGCUGACCUCCUGGGUUCCGUACAGGCCAAGGUCCAGAAGGCUCUGGACGUCACCAGGGACUCGUUCCCGUUCGACCAGCAGUUUAACAUCCUGAUGCGUUUCAUCGUGGACCAGACCCAGACCCCCAACCUGAAGGUCAAGGUGGCCAUCCUGAGGUACAUUGAGUGCCUGGCCCGUCAAAUGGACCCCGCAGACUUUGUCAACUCCAGCGAGACACGCCUGGCCGUCUCCCGCAUCAUCACCUGGACCACGGAACCAAAGAGCUCCGACGUCCGGAAGAGCUUCCACCAUAGCUGGGCAGGUGAGGAGUUGUCAGGCAGGCCCAGCACCACCGUAGCCUCUCUACCUGGAGAGGGGAACGUGGAGGAGAGGUGCAAGCAGGCGGCCCAGGUGGUCCUGAUCGCCUUGUUUGAGCUGAACACCCCAGAGUUCACCAUGCUGCUGGGGGCCCUGCCCAAGACCUUCCAGGACGGAGCCACUAAACUGCUGCAUAGCCACCUGCGGAACUCCAGCAACACCGGAGUGGCUUCUCCCAGUAGCACCAUGGGACGGACUCCUCCCCCGCCUCGCCACCCCAGCAGUCGCAGCAGCCCCCUCACCUCUCCCACCAACUGCUCCCGUGGGGGCGCGCUCUCUCCCAGCAUGUUGGAGUACGACACAGAGAACCUGAACACCGAUCAGAUUUAUAGCUCCCUGCGAGGCGUCACUGAGGCCAUCCAGAACUUCAGCUUCCGCAGUCAGGAGGACCUCAUGGAGCCGGGCAGAGGCAAGAGAGAGGACACGCCGGGUGUUGGAACAGCAUCACACUCUGGUGCCGACGUGGUGGAGGGGCCCGGGGGUCGCACGGCCCUGGACAACAAGACCUCCCUACUCAACACCCCCUCCCCGCGUUCCUUCUCCGGGCCCCGGGGCCGCGACUACAACCCCUACAACUACACAGACACCAUCAGCGCCUACGACAAGGUUGCCCUGAGAGAGACGGUGUACGAGGACGACGUGGAGCAGCUUCGAGAUGGCCGCCAAGAGUGUGGUGGAGAAAACAAGAUGCUGCACACCAAGAACAGUUCCCCUGCGGAGCAGCUGGAACUGGCGGGUGAGCUGCUGAAGGAGCUGUCUAACCCCAGUGAGAGGCCAGAGGAGAGGAGGGGAGCCCUGGUGGAGCUGCUGAAGAUAGCCCGGGAGGACAGCCUGGCAGUGUGGGAGGAACACUUCAAAACCAUGCUGCUCCUGCUGCUGGAGACCCUGUCAGACCAAGAUCACACCAUCCGGGCCCUGGCACUACGAGUGCUGAAGGAAAUCUUACGUAACCAGCCAGCCCGCUUCAAGAACUAUGCAGAGCUCACCAUCAUGAAGACUCUGGAGGCACACAAAGACUCCCACAAAGAGGUUGUGCGGGCAGCAGAGGAGUCAGCCUCCACCCUGGCUGGCUCCAUCCACCCAGAGCAGUGUAUCAAGGUGCUGUGUCCCAUCGUCCAGACGGCUGACUACCCCAUCAACCUGGCUUCCAUCAAGAUGCAGACCAAGGUGAUCGAACGCAUCACCAAGGAGUCACUCCACCAGCUGCUGCCUGACAUCAUACCAGGACUACUGCAGGGGUAUGACAACACAGAGAGCAGUGUGAGGAAGGCCAGUGUGUUCUGUCUGGUGGCUGUCUACUCUGUCAUCGGUGAAGAGCUGAAGCCCUACCUGGCCCAGCUAACAGGAAGCAAGAUGAAGCUGCUGAACUUGUACAUAAAGAGAGCCCAGACGUCCACCAGCAACAGCAGCAGCUCUUCAGACAUCUCCUCAUACUAAUGAACAUGGCCCUCCGGCUUCAUCCAUGUGUGUGCAGGUAUAUACAGUACAGGGUUAUGUUCAUAGGGCACCAAACGGUGCAAAACAGAAUGAAACAGGAAGGGACUACCUGGACUACUGGUCCAAUAAGAAACACAAAUUUUAUUUUAUUUUAUUUUUACCGUUUUGAAAUAUUUUCCAUGGCGUGCCCUAAUGAACGUGACCCAGAUAGGGAAACAGUUGUGCCUCAAUCUUUCUUUCCAGACCUCCUUGUGGUUUAAUGUAUUCUAAUAAAGGCUGUAGGCUGUUCCUUGUUGGGAAACCCUAUUGCCUGUUGCAAUCAGUAUUUUAUUUCCUUCUGUUUUGUCGUCUUGUAAAUACGUUUAUUCCACCUUUUUUAUUAAGAUACGAAUGCGACACUACUUCAGACCUAGUCGAAUGAAUGUAAAGAGCUUUGAAUGAAACCGGAGUCCUUUUUAAACCGUCUGAAAGGAUUUCAUGUUGAUGGAAGCAGAGUGUCGCUCUGCACACGACCACCUCAUUGCCUCUGUUCCUACUCGCGAUGGACAGAUGGGCUUAUUUGGAAACGUGCUAUUUGUAAAGGGGGCAGUUUAAAAAUGGCGAUUUUGAUAGUAAUUGUUCUGUAGUAUUUGCCGUCUAAAGAAUUUGUUCUUAGAUGCUAUGUUUUUAUUAAGCCUGUAUUUUAAAGAAUAAUCCUUGUGAAGCGGUAGAAUUUCUUAGUUAGUGAGAAUCUAAAAAAAAAAAACGUUCAUUUCCAUUAGUGGGAGAAGAUCAUUUGGCUGGCCAAUGAUUAGUACAUGCAGUGAAAAGCUGUGUUGAAUAAGCCUCUGUAAACUGCUUCUGUGUGUAACACCUGUGUUUUGACUGUGGUUUGGGCCCAACAACUAGUGAAGGAAUGUUUUCCUUUUUCACAAGGAUUACAGUCUCACCCUUCAUACAUUAUUAUUAUGGAAGGGGAGUUAUUGGUUGAGUUGGUGGUGUUUGAGUCUGCUGUUCUUUGUGCUUUAACAUUCGGGCCACGUUGUAAUGAGUCAAAACUACUGGGAUCUGAAGUAUUCUUGCAAAUGUAAGAGUCCUAGAAUUUUCAAAUGUGAAAUAUUUAGUCUAAAAUCGAAAUAUGGGCAGUACCUAUUCGUCACAUAGUAGAAAGACAAUGACAAUCUGACGGAUUAGUCGAUGAUCUAAGGACAUUUUAAGUGCAAGUAUUUUUAUUUUUACAAUUUAAAGACGGGGGGGAAAAAAAUAUGUAUUUUAAAUUGAAUCCAGCAAUAAUGAAUUAGUUACAAAAAAUCCAACUACUUGGAUAAACUUUUUUGUCAAAGCACUGUAAAUGACCAUUGUAAGUGAACCAUCCUUGUUUGAAAUGUAUAGAUGUCAUUUUUAUGCGCACCUAUGAAAUGUUACUGCUGCUUUCGAAAUACUAAUCAUGGCGUUAAACCUAAUGUAUUUUACUCUCCUUUUUAUGAAGGUUAAAGGUUACAGUUGUUUCGGUUAGAACAAGAAUUCAGAGUUGGGGUCAAUUCCAUUUAUAUUCAGUCCAUUCAGAAAUUCCAAUUCCCAAUUUUCCUCAAUGAUUGUCUAUGGGGAUAAAAAUGAAAUUGCAAUUUCAGUUUACUUCCUGAUUUGAUUGAAAGGAAUUGAGCCCAUCCCUUGUUAAAAGUCCAGAUAAAGGUGGCGUGUUACUGAGAACACUAUCGGGCCUUACUGUUUCUGUAGUACAGUUUCACUACAUUGACUGUUAAAAUGUACUGUAACAGUGCACAAUGUUUCUCUUUUUCUCAAAUGUGAGAACUCAGCAAUUUUAUCAGCUAUGGCUAUGACCAAGUACAAAAUGUUGUCAAAUACAAACACAGUAUUUCUUUUGUUAGACUUGCCUGUUGCAAUUGAAUCAAAAAAGAAACUCAAAAUGAGUGUUUUGUACAGUACUUUUAAUCAUUGAUUCACAGACUUGUUAUAAAAAGAGAGUCCGAGAGAGACCUCGUUUGCAUGCGAGGGAACAUGCAAUAUUAUACCCAGCAACCUCCAUGAUUAACUAACAUUCCCAACUGCGACUUUAUGUUGAAGAAUCGUUGCUUCUAAUCUAUAAAUGUCUGGUCAGCUUGUAUUAUAUAACACACACACUAUUGAUAUCCAUCACAGCUACCAAGCUAGGGCUGAUUUAACAGACCAAACAUUGUAUACUAUACUGUAACUGUAUGCUGUGUGCACACACGGGCCUGUAUCAAAAACCAAACCCUAUUAUCCUCAAGCCAUGUAUCUUGAGUGUGUAUUUGCUUGUGCCUUGUUUUAGUUUUUUUUACAGUAUACCUGCAAUAUUAAUCCAUACUAAUAGCUUCUGAAUACUGCUUUUGAAUAUUAUUUUUUUUUGCCCCUAUUUCGAAAUGCUGUAUUAUACAUCAUGAAUUAGACAGGAAAGGUGUUGCGUCGAAGACCAAGGUUAUGUCCCAAGUGGCACCCGAUUCCCUACCCUUGUGGGACCCGGUCAAAAGUAGUGCCCUAUAUAGGGCAUAAGGUUCCAUUUGGGAUGCAUCCCAAGGCUGCUGUAAAUAAAGCCAAUAGUUUAAUGGCAGUAUUUUCCCACAGAUGUAAUAUUGGCUUGGCUGUUCUAUUCCUUGCGAACCAUUUACAAUGCAUGCUUCUUCUAUUUAGCGUCAGUCAUUGUUUUAUCCCUCCCCUAUAUUUAUAUGCCGUCUGUUAUAUUUUCUGUGUGUUAUGACUGUACAUAUUUCAUGUUUUGUUCACUUCUUUCACCCGUGAUAGAAUUUGUUGAAAUUUAAACUUGAAAUAAACCGGCUUCAGUCCCUGUCCGAAGCAUGUAAUCACA
Oncorhynchus nerka (sockeye salmon) is the source of this 7947-nucleotide messenger RNA. Its product is annotated as CLIP-associating protein 1-B-like. The transcript has 38 exons. The record is from RefSeq and is a predicted model, not a curated record. Bases 498 to 5123 code for a protein of 1541 amino acids. Gene Ontology annotation, biological process: mitotic spindle assembly; establishment of mitotic spindle localization. Gene Ontology annotation, molecular function: microtubule binding; kinetochore binding. NCBI's taxonomy places the organism in Eukaryota, Metazoa, Chordata, Actinopteri, Salmoniformes, Salmonidae. Gene Ontology annotation, cellular component: mitotic spindle; kinetochore; basal cortex.